Molecule: messenger RNA, 3280 nt
Organism: Triticum dicoccoides
Lineage: Eukaryota; Viridiplantae; Streptophyta; Magnoliopsida; Poales; Poaceae
Product: stomatal closure-related actin-binding protein 1-like
Exons: 13
Coding region: 1324-2805 (493 amino acids)
Biological process (GO): actin filament organization; regulation of stomatal movement
Molecular function (GO): actin binding
Source: RefSeq, a predicted model, not a curated record
CUCCUCUCAUCUAUCUCUUCUCACGCUGCUCCAUCGCUCCAUCGCCCCAAACUUUGGUCUCCGAUGCUGCUCCUCCCCCACACGCUUUGGUCUCCGGUGCUGCUCCUCCGCCAUCGCUCUCUUCUCCACAACCCUCCUGCUUCCCCCAUCUUCUUCAUCUAGCAAACAUCACCAUGGAUGGAUUGGAUGAGAGCUACAAGACCCACACGCCAGCACCGGUGGUGCGCGCUGGGAGCAGCCCGCCGGGAUGUUGCAACCGGUGGUGCGUGCUGCUGGGGCCGGCAACUACGGAUCGGCGGCGACCCAGUUUUUUUGCUGGAACGGACCAAUUUUUUUGCUGCGAUCCAGCGACGGCAAUCUGUUUGUUUUUGCUGGAACCACACUUUGUUUUUGCUGGAACCAUGUUUUUUGUUUGCUGGAACCAUGUAUUUUUUUUGUUUUGUCGGUCAUUGCCAAUGCUAUGCGAAACCAUUUUUUUUUGUUUUUGCUGGAACCAUACUUUGUUUUUGCUGGAACCAUGUAUUUUUUUUGUUUUCUCGGUCAUUGCCAAUGCUAUGCGAAACCAUGUUUUUUGCUGGAACCAUACUCUGUUUUUGCUGGAACCGUACCUUUUGUUUGUUGUAACCAUGUUUUUGCUAGAACCAUCCUAUUUUUGCUGGAGCUAUGAUUGAAUGGGGUGCUACAACCGUUAUGGUUGGUGCUACAACCGUGGUCGGCGAUGCUUCAACCUGCCACGGCACCGUCCAAGCGGCCAAGGGCGGUUACCCUCGCCGGAGCUCAACGAACAGAGCACUGUCCGAGUGGGUGCUACAACCGUUAUGGAGGGGUGCUACAACCGUGUUUGACGAUUGCUUCAACCGACCACGGCACAGACCCGGCAGCCAUGGGCAGUACCCUGCCAGAGCUCGACGAACAUGGCCACAACAGCGACGGACAAGGUUGCAACCCACGACGGCGAGGCAGGGAACAACUACGGCGAGGAGCUUCAACGGUGAUGACGGCGAGUUGCGACGGCUACGGCGGCGGCGACGAGCUCCGUGAUGCAGUUAGAGCGGUGGCCAGGGGAGGACGAUCUGACGGGGGCGGGGGAGGAUGAUCUGACGCGGGCGUUGACCUCGACCCUCUUUUUUGCGCGGAGAUGUGAUCGCUUUGUUUUUUUUUCUGGUUGCAGAUAAUGGGGACGAGGAAUAAGCGCAUCAGACGGUUAUAGGGAAUCUGAUCGUACGGUGGGAUUAGGACCGGCCCAAAUUUGGGCCGGUGCGCCGGCGCCCAUCACUGGCCUUCCAGAUAACGCGGGAGCAGAGAAAGGACAGAGUACCGCAGAUGACGAGGGUCAUCCAUGACUCAGGAGAAGGCAUGCAGAAAGAUGCACUUGACAUGGUAUCCUCUGAUGUUAACUUCCCCAAGGGCCACUUUCCGGACUACAGGAUUGGGCCAAACAACCAAAUCAUUGACCCAGAGGAGGCGCACGAGGUUGUGCCUUUGAAGGAGAUUGUUGCGAAAGAAACAACACAACUGCUAGAGCAGCGAAAGCGGCUGUCAGUGCGUGAUCUCAGGGAGAAGUUUGAGAAGGGUCUGACUGGUGCCUCCAAGUUGUCUGAAGAGGCUAAGCGGCGAGAAGCAGCUUCCCUGGACAGGCAGGUUCUUCUGAAGAAGCUCAGAGAUGUUCUAGACACGCUGAAAGGCCGUGUGGCUGGUCGAAACAGAGAUGAUGCUGAUGAAGCUAUCUCACUGGUGGAAGCACUAGCAGUUCAACUUACUCAAAGAGAAGGUGAAUUAAUUUAUGAGAAGGCUGAAGUAAAAAAGUUGGCUAGCUUCCUCAAGCAGGCUACUGAAGAUGCCCGAAAGGUAGCUGAAGAGGAAAGAGCUCUUGCACUCGCUGAAAUUGAAAAAUCUAGAGCUGCAAUAGAAAAAGUUGAGAAAGCGUUGCAGGAGCAGGAUUCAGCAUCAAGUAGCAGAGAGAAGGAGGAGAUAGAGGAACUUAGGAAAGAGAUUCGAGAGGCUAGACGAAUAAAAAUGCUACACCAGCCAAGCAAGGUAAUGGACAUGCAGUUUGAGCUUCAGGGACUCCGUACACUCAUAUCCGAAAAAACACAGCUUUGCAAUCAGUUAAAGAAAGAGCUUGCCAUGAUCAAGAGGCUUGAACAAGAUAGCUCUAAACUCUUUGAGCUUGAAGGUUCUGAUACUCUUGGAUCACAGUUCCGUAUUGUCCCUCGAGUUGAUGGUGCUCCAGACAUCUCAAGCUGUCCAGCUCAGUGGUACCGUGUAAUUUCCGGAGGCAACAGAGAGCUCAUAUCGGGUGCAACGAAACUUACUUAUGCUCCAGAGCCAUUUGAUGUUGGCCAAUUGUUGCAAGCAGAGAUAAUUUUGAAAGUAGAUAAAGUUACGGUUCAGACAGAUGGCCCUUUAAAUCAUGCUUCAGGACUGGAACGUUAUGUGGAAUCGCUUAUGAAAAGGGCGGAUAUUGAGUUCAAUGUGGUAGUCACCCAAAUGAAUGGGAAUGACUACGCAUCAAAGUCUGUCCAUGUAUUUCAUAUUGGAAAGCUGAGAGUGAAGCUUCGGAAAGGAAGGUCUACAAAAGCAAGGGAGUCAUAUUCCACCACGAUGAAGUUGUGUGGAAGCCGAGGCGGUGGUAAUGCUGCGGCCUGUGCAGUCUUCUGGCAAACUAGGAAAGGCCUAUCCUACACUCUAGCUUUUGAGACGGACAGGGAUAGGAAUGCCGUGAUUAUGCUUGCUCGGAAAUUUGCUUCCAGUUGCAACGUUGUUCUCGCUGGACCAGGCGAUCAAGUCCACGGUGGCGGCUGAUAAAGUAACCGUGCCCGGUUUGCGGCGCUGCAUAUAUUAUUAGGUUGUGAAUUUGGGUGCUUGUGUAUUCAUAUUUGUGAGAGUAGGAGGUUGAUCAAGUCCACGAGGUUUUCCCCUCCUGUGAAGGCAAUCUUUUUAUUUGCCUGCCUGCAGCUGUUAGCAAAUGCUCUAAAGAUAGGAGGUUGAUCAAGUCCACGAGGUUUUCCCCUCAUGUGAAGGCAAUCUUUUUAUUUGCCUGCCUGCAGCUGUUAGCAAAUGCUCUAAAGAUGUGCAGCACACGCCGAUUGUAUCUUGUGUAUUUACAUAUUUGCAACAUUUGAGAGAGAAAAGGGGAAGAGUCUUUUUAGUGUAGUGCCCAGGGGCUUUCCUUGAGUUAUCAAGAAAUGUACAGAUGGGAGAACCUUUUCAUCUACGCUGUAAUUCUUGUCCUUGCUGCGAGUAUAAUUAAUGACUUGCACAUGCUUGUUAUAUACUA